Messenger RNA from Durotheca rogersii, 2373 nucleotides. RefSeq lists its product as uncharacterized. The transcript has a single exon. Gene Ontology annotation, molecular function: exonuclease activity; nucleic acid binding. The coding region runs from base 125 to 2248 and encodes 707 amino acids. Lineage: Eukaryota; Fungi; Ascomycota; Sordariomycetes; Xylariales; Xylariaceae. The record is from RefSeq and is a predicted model, not a curated record. Gene Ontology annotation, cellular component: nucleus.
ACAAAUUCCGCCGACAACAGGUACCCAUUCGCUCCGCCCAUUUUCUCCGCGCCGACUCUUGGUUCACCUCUUCGAUUCCUCGAUUCCUCCUCGAGAGGCGACCCCCCAACCCAUAACCCCCAUUAUGGACAAUCCUAUACCUUCCUCGCAGGAUGGCCUUCUAGCUGCCGCUCUCGACACGUCGUCUUCUGCUCAGCCCGGAGCUCUGCCGGAAGCCCAUCCUACCGCCAGUCUCGAUGUUCAGCUGCCUCCUCAGCUGCAAAUCCCCAAUGAUCCUCUCGAAGACGCCUCAACAGACACCACUAGUGAAGGUAGCCUGAAGCGUCCGCACCCGCACGACGACGCCAGCGACGACUGGCAGACUGUCGAACGCCGCUCGUCCAAAAAAGCCAAGAAGGAGAAGAAGCUUCCCGCGCCGGCAUCCACCAAUUACCCAUCCAUCGCCUUCAACUACAACGCAAAGCUCCAAUCCAAGAUCACCUUGGACUCGAUGCGCAGCUUGAUCUUGUACAUCUUCGCCGAAGGCGUGGCUCCGCAAUGGGUUGCCAUUUCCCAUCGACCACAAUUCCGAAAGAUCGUGGCCCUCAUGGUCCCCGGGCUAGAGGAGGCCAUGUUCAAGCAGGACGUUGAUUUCGCAACCUACAACGACGAUCCCCUCGACCUUGAGCAGAAACCUCGGGUGUUGACCUCUCCCGACGAUUACUAUCCGCGCCUGCUCAAGAAAGAAGAGCUGCCGCCGAUUUUGAGCGACUUCGCCGACAUGUUUCCCCAUCUCUGGCCGGUAAAGACCCCGGGAAACGAGAAGCACGGCACCAUACGGUCGCCUCUCUACACCAUGCUUACCGCGCCGACCGAGAGAACCAAGGAGGAGAAGAACCAGAGAGGGGUGCAGCCGGCCAAGGAGCCGAGAGGUUGGAAAGACGUGCGCACUCGAAUCACAGAAUUCCUGACGAUGCCCGAGGAUUUUCAAGCGAAUGGUUAUGUGCUACAUCCGGCUUGCGUGCCUGCAGAGCGGCGCAGGACGCUCUCCGGCCUAGAAGGCUGGGUCCAUACCAGCGUGGAGAAUUUUGAGGACGGCGAUGUCCCGGAAGAUGAAAUUCAGCAAGGGAGCAUCACGGCCGGUCGAGAGCUCCUCGCCCUCGAUUGCGAAAUGUGCCUGACGGGUCCAGACGAAUACUCUCUGACGAGGAUCAGCUUGGUGAACUGGGAGGGAACCGUCGUCCUCGACGAACUCGUCAAGCCAGACAAGCCGAUCAUUGACUAUGUAACUCGUUUUUCAGGCAUCACGGAACAAAUGCUGGCCCCGGUAACUACGAGCCUGAGGGAUAUCCAGGCCAGGCUGGUCGAGGUCCUCCACUCUCGUACGAUCCUGAUAGGACACUCGUUGGAGUCGGAUCUGAAGGCUUUGCAGCUCACCCACCCUUUCAUCGUCGACACCUCGAUUCUCUACCCACAUAACCGGGGCGCGCCGUUGAAGAACAGCCUCAAGUUCCUCGCACAACGAUUCCUCAAGCGCGAAAUUCAGAAAGGCACCGGCGGGCACGACUCUAUAGAAGACGCAAAGACGUGCCUAGACCUCGUGAAGCAGAAAUGCGAAAAGGGAAAGCAUUGGGGGAGCCACGAGUCGCAAGGCGAAAACCUGUUUCGGCGGUUGACUCGUACGGGAACUUCGUACCGCGCCAACGGCGGCGCCGGGGCCAAAGGAGGUGUUCGUGUCGGGAAGACGAGCGCGAUGGUGGAUUGGGGAGAUCCGAUGAAGGGUGCCGGCGCGGCCUCUACGUUCCCCAUCGGUUGCAAGUCGGACGAAGAGGUGACGGAAGGCGUCCUGCGCGCCGUCAAGGGCGAUCCCGCCGCGGAAGAAAUACCGUCCGGCGGCGUCGACUUCGUCUUCGCCCGGUUCCGCGAGCUGGAGGCCCUGCAGGGCUGGUGGAACGAGAACAGCGACCCGCCGCCGCCGGACCUAGCUGGCCUGUCGCUCGAGGACUGCGUACGGAACCUCACCCAGCGGAUCCGGCGGAUCCACGCGUCGCUACCCCCCUGCACAGCCUUCAUCGUGUUCAGCGGCUCGGGGGACCCGCGGCAGAUGGCGCGGCUGCAGGCGAGCCACGCCCAGUUCAAAAAGGAGUACAACGCGCCGGGCAGCAGGUGGGACGACCUCAGUGUCAAGUGGACGGACAGGGAGGACCAGGCGCUCCGGAAGGCGGUUGGCAUCGCGCGCAACGGCAUCGGGUUCAUCGGCGUCAAAUGACCGUCGCCGCCUCGCACUACGCGCGCGCUGAUUGGCCUAUACCCACGAUUCGCUGCUCGCCAUGACGGGCCGUAGGUAAAGCUACGUGUAUUACUAUAUUUUGGAAAAGGAUUCGGGGAAAAAAA